GUGCGGGAGAUAGAGAGAAACGGGAUAUCUGCUGACGGUUGCUUCGGUUACAAUGCGUUGACCAUCUUCAUCCUCCAGCUUCCGACUGUGUAAGUGGUGGCAGGAGGGUGUCCCUAACCCUUAUCACAGCAACCCCCAACCCCGCCAUGCCCCACCAUAUCUUUCACUCGAAAGCUUGUCUCGAACAACCUGCACCCAACAUACCACCACAACUAGCACAAUGUCCUCACCAGAAGCCGCCGCCAUGGAGGAGUCCCUCGAGCAGAUGCAGGCGCGGCACAGAAAGGAGCAACGCGAUCUCCAAUCGCGCGUCACCAGCAAAAAGAAGAACGCGACCAAGAAGACGCGCAAGUUUGUCAACGACGAGUGCGCCGAGCUCGAGCGCCAGCUCAAGGAGCGGCAGGGGGAGGAACUGCGCAAACUCUCGGGCGAAGCCGACGACGACGACGAUGAAGACAACAACGAAGACAACGAGCCAUCACAACCACCCCCCAUCACCACCACCACAACAACAACAACAACCACCGACGACCUCGCCCACACCCUCGCCACCACAACCCUCUCCCAACAACCCCCCUCAAAACCCCAAUCCCAACCCCAGAACCAACAACAACCCCCCCAACAACAACCAAAACGCAACCGCCAAAAAGAGCGUCUCGCCCGCCGCGCCGCCGAGCAAGAAGCCGCCGCGGCCCAGGCCGCCGCCGAGGCCGCCGCGAUGCCCGACCGGCGCGAGCUAGAGCGGCGCGCCAUGCAGCGUGCGUUUGAGGCCCACGCGCUGCGCGAGCACGAGAUCGCGCCGGAUGGGCACUGUCUGUUCUCGGCGGUGGCGGAUCAGUUGAGGGUUAAUGGGGUUGAGUUGGUGAAAGGGGAAGGGAAGGGGGGGGAGGUGGUGGGGGGGUUGGGGUUGGAGCCGAAGGUGGUGGUGGGGGUGGUGCCGAAGGUUGGGGGGGUGGUGCCCGUGCCGGAGUAUAGGGUGGUGAGGGGGGCGGCGGCGGAUUGGAUUGCCGGGCAUGGGGAGGCGUAUGCGGGGUUCUUGGAGGAGGGGGUGGAGGGGUAUGUUGGGAAGGUUAGGGAUACGGCGGAGUGGGGGGGGGAGUUGGAACUGAGCGCGCUGGCGAAUGCGUAUGGGGUGGAGAUUCGCGUUGUGCAGGGGGAGGGGAGGGUCGAGGUGGUCAAGCCGGAUGUUGUUGGUGUUGGUGUUGGGGACGGAAAGGGGGAGGGGGAGGGUGCUGCGAAGGGGGAGGGAGAGGCGAAGACGUUGUGGUUGGCGUAUUAUCGGCAUGGGUAUGGGUUGGGGGAGCAUUAUAAUUCUUUGAGAAAGGCCGAGGCGGCGUAGGGGGAGGGGUUGUGGGUGAGGUGAAGAUGGGGAUGCCGAUUUUUAGGUUGGCUGUUUGGGGUUAUGUGUGUACCUCCUGAGUUGUCCGAAGCUCAUUGCAUGCGCGGGAUCGGUGUGUCAACUCAACGCUGCUAGACUCACGAGUGAUAGAUGGAACGGUGGGGGAAACCAUGGGGCUGUUAGAAGUGUAUAUAUCCGUAGAGACUACCUACCUGUCACACCUUGACAGCAUUGCCGUUUAGAACUUACCUAUUUAUCGAGGUGUAAGUUUUACCCUUCAUA
Messenger RNA from Chaetomium fimeti, 1621 nucleotides. RefSeq lists its product as uncharacterized. NCBI's taxonomy places the organism in Eukaryota, Fungi, Ascomycota, Sordariomycetes, Sordariales, Chaetomiaceae. The transcript has a single exon. Gene Ontology annotation, biological process: protein deubiquitination. The record is from RefSeq and is a predicted model, not a curated record. The coding region runs from base 221 to 1339 and encodes 372 amino acids. Gene Ontology annotation, molecular function: cysteine-type deubiquitinase activity.